AUGAGCGGCUUCUGGGGCCUCGAGGUGAAGCCGGGCGCCAAGCCGACCCCGCUGCGCAAGCAGCCGGGCGAGAUGGUCAUGGUGCUCAAGCAGGCGGCGCUCGCGCCCACGGGAAAGCUCAGCGCCGACCCGAGCGUGCUCUCCGUGUCGGUCGGCUCUGACACCAACGAGCGCUUUGUGCUGUGCCACCUCGCGUCGGGCAAGUGCGAGCAGUGGGCAAUCGACCUGGGCUUCGGCCCCGACGAGGAGGUCAACUUCCACCUCACGGGCAAGUGCGCGGUGCACCUGACUGGCUUCUACGAGAUGGACGACGACAGCGACGACGAGGACGAGAUGGACAGCGAGGAGGAGGAGAUGGCGCGGAUGCAGAAGCAGAAGACGGAGGCGAAGCCGACGCCGACGCCGAAGCAGGCGGCCGCUGCCAAGCCCCAGCCGGCGGGCGCCGGCACGCCUGGGGCGGCGGGCUGGACCGCUGCGCAGGAGGCGGCGCUGAAGAAGGCGGCGGCGGCGACUGACGCCUCGACGCCGAACCGGUGGGCGAAGGUGGCGGAGAAGGUGGGCGGGGGCAAGUCGAAGGACGCUUGCAAGAAGCACUUUAAGGAGCUCGGCGCCAAGUAG
Molecule: messenger RNA, 618 nt
Organism: Emiliania huxleyi CCMP1516
Lineage: Eukaryota; Haptophyta; Isochrysidales; Noelaerhabdaceae
Exons: 2
Coding region: 1-618 (205 amino acids)
Source: RefSeq, a predicted model, not a curated record